Messenger RNA from Ochotona princeps (American pika), 492 nucleotides. Its product is annotated as keratin-associated protein 4-8-like. Gene Ontology annotation, cellular component: keratin filament. The record is from RefSeq and is a predicted model, not a curated record. The transcript has 2 exons. Lineage: Eukaryota; Metazoa; Chordata; Mammalia; Lagomorpha; Ochotonidae. The coding region runs from base 1 to 492 and encodes 163 amino acids.
AUGGUCAAUUCCUGUUGUGGCUCUGUCUGCUCUGAGCAGAGCUGUGGCCAAGACUUCCGCCAGGAAGAGUCCUGCUGCCACCCCAGCUGCUGCCAGCCCUCUUGCUGCCGCCCUACCUGCUGCAUCUCCAGCUGCUGCAGGCCCAGCUGCUGCCAACCCACUUGCUGCAGACCCACCUGCUGCAUCUCCAGCUGCUGCAAGCCCACCUGCUGCCAACCCACCUGUUGCCAACCCACCUGCUGCAGACCCACCUGCUGCCGCCCCAGCUGCUGCAGACCCACCUGCUGCCGCCCCACCUGCUGCAGGCCCCAGUGCUGCCAGUCUGUGUGCUGCCAGCCCACAUGCUGCCGCCCCAGCUGCUGCAGACCCAGCUGCUGCCUGCGUCCAGUCUGUGGCCAAGUCUCCUGCCACACCAGUUGCUAUCGCCCAACCUGUGUGAUCUCCACCUGUCCCCGCCCCAUGUGCUGUGCCACGCCUUGCUGUUGCUCCUAA